AGACAGUCUCAGUAUCAUGCUUUUUGAUUGGUCGAUGCUUUUCGUUAGAAAGUCUCCUUGAAGGGGACAAGGAAAAAUGGCGGCGUUGAGGAGUUUGUUUCGUGCAGGGAAGAAUGCUUUUGGCGCGUUGUCACGCAAGGAGUUUCAUCGGUCGGCUGUCGCCGCGGCUCAGUUGACCUAUCGAGAUGCUCUUAACCAAGCCUUGGAUGAGGAAAUUGAAAGAGAUGAAACUGUAUUUCUACUUGGAGAAGAGGUAGCACAGUAUGAUGGUGCAUACAAGGUGAGCCGUGGACUGUGGAAGAAGUGGGGAGAUAAGAGAAUCAUAGACACUCCUAUUUCAGAGAUGGGUUUUGCAGGAAUUGCAGUUGGUGCUGCCAUGGCUGGCUUGAGGCCCAUUUGUGAAUUCAUGACCUUCAAUUUCUCACUGCAAGCCAUCGACCAAGUUAUAAAUUCUGCUGCCAAAACAUACUACAUGUCAGCAGGUGCAGUUCCUGUUCCUGUAGUCUUUAGAGGUCCUAACGGUUCUUCAGCUGGAGUGGCAGCUCAGCAUUCACAGUGCUUCGCGGCCUGGUAUAGUCACUGCCCUGGCCUAAAAGUGAUUAGUCCUUGGAGUGCUGAAGAUGCCAAAGGCUUGCUAAAAUCUGCUAUUCGAGAUGAUAACCCUGUUGUUUUCUUGGAAAAUGAACUGUUGUAUGGAGUUCCUUUUGAAGUUUCUGAGGAAUUCCAGUCAAAGGACUUUGUUAUUCCAAUAGGAAAAGCCAAAGUGGAAAAAGAAGGAACUAAUGUCACUUUAGUUGCACACUCCAGAAGUGUGGGGCAUUGUCUGGAUGCAGCUGUUGCUCUUGCAAAGGAAGGCAUUGAUUGUGAGGUCAUUAAUAUGCGUACAAUUAGGCCUCUGGAUAUUGAAACAAUUGAAGCUAGUGUGAUGAAGACCAAUCACCUGGUGACAGUUGAGGGCGGUUGGCCACAGUUUGGAGUGGGUGCUGAAAUUUGUGCCAGAAUAAUGGAAGGACCAGCAUUUAACUACCUGGAUGCCCCAGCUGUACGUGUCACUGGUGCUGAUAUUCCUAUGCCCUAUGCAAAGAUCUUGGAAGAUAACUCCGUACCUCAGAUUAAAGAUAUAAUUUUUUCAGUGAAGAAGGUACUCAAUGUGUAAUUGUACUUACUGUUUUCCCCCACCACUCCAUUUUAAAUCCUUUCAUUGAUGGUGUAUAAACGUUUUUAAUAGUUGCUGGAAGAUCCAAAAUAUUAUGUGCCAUGCGCUAUUAGAAAAGUAUUACUUUAAAAAGGAUGUCAACUUUUAACUUGAACUGUGGUAAUGCUCAUAUUGAAUAGUAAGAUUUUUGCCUCUUCCCUAACUCAUAUAUUGGAGGUAGUGUACAGAGCUCCAAAAUAAUUAGCAUGGUACCAGUGAGAUGUUUAAAGUGUGAAAAUAACUUGGAUGUUGGAUAUGCUGAAAGACUUGGAGAAUCUGAAUGAUAGCAUAAUCUACUUAGAUUCUAACAGAAAUGAGUAUUUUAUCUAGAAAACAAAAUUUCUGGACCUAGCAGUUUUGAAAAGGGAGGUUAUACCCAUUUAAUGAAAGAAUUGAUGAUCAUCUUUGGGAAACUUAGUACCUAAUAAUUAAUUGAUGCAAACAUAUCCAACUGGCUUUAUUUAAAUGUUGCCUUGUAUCUUUGUUCAGUGGAGUCUAAUAUUCACAUUUGUGUCACUUGGGGAUUUUAUGAAAAGGUAGCAGCAUUAAUACACAACUAUUUAUGAUCUAAAAAAUGCGCAUUUGAUUAGUUUAAAAGUAAGUCAACCUCCUUGCUGUAUUUUGAGUUGUAUGUCAGUGUCAAUUGUUGUAUUACACCAGUGCAAAUUAAAAUCAAUUAAAAAAAUUUUUUUUGAGAAAAUGAUUCGUCCUCCCAAAAUCCUUUUGGCAACUCCAUAUAGCAGGAUCAAAUAUUAAGCAGUUUUAAUUGCAUUUUGGAAAUUCAUGAUUUUUUAAGUUACAGCCAACCAAUAGGAUUGUGAUUUAUUUUGUUACUUAUUCAUUAAUGAAUAAGGGAGAGUCACUUUAGUUUUGUUUUGAAAUUGGGAAUCUACCCAGGCUUGAUAUUGACUGCAGUGUUAUGAAUUAGUGAUCCAAACUGCAUUAAGUACCAGUCAUAAGGUUGAAACCACAAAUGAAUUGAAUAAAGUCAUCACAAAGUCCAAGCUUUGACCACCUAAUAAUAAAUGAGUGAUUAUAGUCAUUAAAACUCAAACAAGGUUUCAAAUACCAAAUGACUUUAACUGUUUGCAUCUUUUGAAACAUGCAAGAGAGGAUUGUUGUGAUGGUUCGAUACCCUACAUAAGUAGAGCCACAUUUUAAAGAAAACAUCUUACCAAUUUUGGAAAAAGGCUGGAGACUGACUUACAACUGAAAAUUCCCAUGUGUUUUAUUGAUCGUGUGAAAUGGAGACCGUUGUCAACCUCCAGAAAAAAGUUACUGUAUGGCCCUUUUGAAAAUUCUGUAUUCUUACUGUUGCACAAGCUCAUUUUAAAAUGCUGAAAAAAAGUAAUGACUAAGAAUACAAUUUUCUUGAGCAAAGUGGCUGUUGAGUGUAGUAGAUACAUGGUAGUUUGGAGGUUUGUUACAUGGGAGUAUCCCUGGUAGUCUUCUCCCUUCUAUUGCUCUGUUAGAAACAUAUAAAGCUGUUCAUUGAAUUUUUGUAGCAAACAAAAUGGUGAACAAUUAUUAAUAAAAAUAUUAAAACAAUA
Molecule: messenger RNA, 2745 nt
Organism: Chiloscyllium plagiosum (whitespotted bambooshark)
Lineage: Eukaryota; Metazoa; Chordata; Chondrichthyes; Orectolobiformes; Hemiscylliidae
Gene: pdhb
Product: pyruvate dehydrogenase E1 subunit beta
Biological process (GO): pyruvate decarboxylation to acetyl-CoA
Cellular component (GO): pyruvate dehydrogenase complex
Molecular function (GO): pyruvate dehydrogenase (acetyl-transferring) activity
Source: RefSeq, a predicted model, not a curated record